This is a messenger RNA of Carassius gibelio (silver crucian carp), 5232 nucleotides long. Its product is annotated as glycine receptor subunit alphaZ1-like. The transcript is spliced from 10 exons. Gene Ontology annotation, molecular function: glycine binding; transmitter-gated monoatomic ion channel activity; transmembrane signaling receptor activity. Gene Ontology annotation, cellular component: plasma membrane; synapse; neuron projection. The record is from RefSeq and is a predicted model, not a curated record. Gene Ontology annotation, biological process: chloride transmembrane transport; regulation of membrane potential; signal transduction. Lineage: Eukaryota; Metazoa; Chordata; Actinopteri; Cypriniformes; Cyprinidae. Bases 735 to 2108 code for a protein of 457 amino acids.
AUGACUGCAGCAAGAAAUACAGCGGGGCUGAGGGGCUUAUGAGCGAUGGAACAGUCUCUGUGUGCCGAAAUAUCAACGUUUGGGCUUUUCUGACGAGGAUUCAAGAAAGGCAUUGAAACCGAAAAUGAUCAGCGUCUCCUAACUGGACCAGACAAUGGAAGUAGCUUCAUGCAGCGCUAACAUUUCACCCCUGGGAAACGAGAACGCACUAAAUCAGACUACCUCAGCCAGAGGUAGCUAAAACUGUCGCGUGGCUCGUAAAAGCGGCACGUUUGUUCAUAGGGACGCGCGUGAAAGGGAGCGCGGACCAAAAAUAACCAACGCGACUGUAUAUAUUUCCAGUGACUUUGGAGACAUCCCGGCGCUCUGAGGAGAUAUUGUGCAUAGUUUCGGUUGUUUUAAAUCUUUGCGAUGGAGCGUCUUUGAAUAUUGGCGACUGCGCACGUAAUGCUGCUAUGGAUCGUCCGGAAUGAACAUCUCAAUUGGUCUCAUCGAGUUGUUUUUCACAGCGCUGCUUCCACCUGAAAUUCCGCAGCUCCGCUUCACCUGCACAGCCGCUGUCGGGAAGAUGACCAGCUCCUUGUCUGUAUGCUCCUGAGAUGUGUUUGGCCUUCCUGGGAAUCUGAAACGAGCAAAGGACGAAUUGUUCACCUCAGAAGUGAGAGAAGAAGGAAUUGUAGCGUGCACUGAGCUGUAGCGAACUACAUCCGUCCUCUCAUCUCCAACCUGACACGAUGUUCGCACUCGGGAUUUAUUUGUGGGAAACUAUUGUAUUUUUCAGCUUGGCAGCGUCCCAACAAGCAGCGGCUCGGAAAGCUGCCACCCCAAUGCCCCCGUCAGAAUUCCUGGACAAGCUUAUGGGAAAAGUGUCCGGUUAUGAUGCAAGAAUCAGACCUAAUUUCAAAGACCCACAAGGCUCCAAAUCGGAUGGUACUCACAAGAAAGGUCCACCUGUGAACGUAACAUGCAACAUUUUUAUUAACAGUUUUGGAUCUAUUGCGGAAACAACAAUGGAUUACAGAGUGAACAUUUUCCUGAGACAGCAGUGGAACGACCCUCGGCUGGCCUACAGCGAGUAUCCCGAUGACUCCCUUGACCUUGAUCCCUCCAUGUUGGACUCCAUUUGGAAACCCGAUCUGUUCUUUGCCAAUGAAAAGGGAGCCAAUUUCCACGAGGUUACUACUGACAACAAGCUUUUGAGGAUCUCCAAAAACGGGAAUGUUUUGUACAGUAUAAGAAUAACACUGAUUCUGGCCUGCCCCAUGGACCUGAAGAAUUUCCCUAUGGAUGUGCAGACCUGUAUAAUGCAGCUGGAGAGCUUUGGCUACACGAUGAACGAUCUUAUAUUCGAGUGGGAUGAGAAGGGAGCCGUGCAGGUAGCAGACGGACUGACUUUACCUCAGUUUAUAUUGAAGGAAGAGAAGGAUCUGCGCUACUGCACCAAGCACUACAACACAGGGAAGUUCACCUGCAUAGAGGCUCGUUUCCACCUGGAGAGACAGAUGGGCUAUUAUCUGAUCCAGAUGUACAUUCCCAGUCUCCUGAUCGUCAUUUUGUCUUGGGUGUCCUUCUGGAUCAACAUGGACGCUGCUCCUGCCCGUGUAGGUUUGGGCAUCACUACUGUGCUGACCAUGACCACCCAGAGCUCAGGAUCGAGAGCUUCUCUUCCUAAGGUCUCGUAUGUGAAAGCCAUUGACAUUUGGAUGGCAGUGUGCCUUCUCUUUGUCUUCUCUGCACUGCUGGAGUAUGCGGCGGUCAACUUCAUUGCACGCCAACACAAGGAGCUGCUGCGCUUCCAUAGGAGGAGAAGGCAUCUUAAGGAGGACGAAGCGGGAGACGGCCGAUUUAACUUCGCCGGCUAUGGCAUGGGUCCGGCGUGCCUCCAGGCCAAAGACGGCAUGGCCAUCAAGGGUAACAACAACAACGCGCCCACCUCCGCCAACCCCCCUGAGAAGACCGUGGACGAAAUGCGCAAGCUCUUCAUCAGCCGCGCCAAACGGAUCGACACGGUGUCGCGCGUUGCCUUUCCACUGGUCUUCCUCAUUUUUAACAUUUUUUACUGGAUCAUUUACAAGAUCGUACGCAGCGAGGAUGUUCACAAGCAGUAAAGAGAUGCGAAUACCCCCUCCCCACGUCCCACCACGCCGCCUUCCUCUCACUCGAGUCCCCAGCAGAGGUAUUUAUUCCUUUUUUUCAUCUCUUUCUCUCCCGUCCUCCUGAAUAAUCCGGACCUGUGCAAUAGCAAUGCAGUAAAAUGCAUGAUAUAUGAAUGUGGCAAUAUAUUUACUAAAAAAAUGAAAAUGACUCAAAGUAAAUAUUCAACUUAAGAACUUCUGAACUCAUGACUGGGAAUCCGAGAGGAAUACUUGUCAAACUUUUUUUGCAACUUGAAGACGUACUGCAUUGCGAGAAUACGGAAAAACGUUACUGCUGUAAUAUAUCAUAUAUUUAAAUGAUAAUACUUCAGCCAUUGAAAAUGAAACAUUUUCGGGCGUCUCCAGGCAGUUUGGGGCUUCCAUGAAUACACAAUGAAAAUGUGCUUUGGUACAUGUGUCCUGUGGUCUCAUGAUGUUUCAUUCUGAUAUCGAUUAUUAAUGGAUCUUGAUGAGUGCCGGUGAAAAAAUAUAUAUAUUUAUUCGAGCUGUGGUCAAUGUGUUCCUCUAUCUGUGCUCAUUUUCAGGUUUCUUAAUCUUUGUUUAAAACAUCAGAUUAUGUUCUACUCAUGUGCCAAACAUCACCAAAAAAUGACUCCACAAUUCCAUUGAUUUAUUCAUGCGUUCACCUUUUGAUAUAUAUAACCGAAAUAAACUAAAGCUAAAAUAUAUAGGGGUGUGAACAAUAACGAUAAAUAUAUGUAAAUAAAAUAUACUUUUAAAUCUUAGCAUAUUUUUUUGUUCUUAAUUUUUCCAUUUUCAUCAUGGGCAGAAAGAAAAGCGAAGGGAUCUUUCAUAAUUCAUAUUUCAUACAGUGUUAUUUUUCUAAGCGUGGUUUAGCAGUACAGCCAGUGCCAUGAUAAUAGAUCUAUAUUUCCAACCAAAUGUAUGUUACAGUGAUUUUUCAAUCUAUAUGUAAAAACACUGCAUUGUGCAGCAGAAUAAACAAUGCACAAAGGUUUAGUUUAUGAAAUUUAGGAUGCAUCUUCAUCUGGCUUCUCUAUGCAAUAACCGGAUAUGCAAUUAUUUUCAGUGUUCAUCUUGUUGAAUAUGGACAUUUUAUUCUGGAGGCCCCUCAAAAAAUGCUAUUUCGUACAUGUUCAAUUCUCUCUUACAGUCAUGCUCAUUUGCUGUCUAUGCAUGGCUAGGUUUUGUGGCGCAGAUGAUUUAGAUGUCAUUUGUUACUUUUGUAAUGUUUUGUUUGACUGCCGAACUGAAGAGAAACACCAUUAUAUAAAGUGAGCAUGUGUCAGGCUGUGUGAUCGAUGCUCUGUGCAGGAUAUGCAAGAUUUUGCCAUGCGUAACAUACUUUUUUGUGUUUAUGUGUAUGUGUUGUUUGUUUAAAACCAAAGAGCAGUUUUGUUACUCUAUUGUCAUUGCCUUUCAGGUUUUCAAAUGUUACCCUUUUUUUUUUUGUCUUCAUUUCAUCCAGUUUGAUGUGACAUUGUGGACAUUUACAGAUUUUGUACGACCUGUAACAUUUGUAAUUUAUUCAGUUUUUCAAACAUGUAUUUACCUACAAAUGUAUGUCUUUAUACAUCAACUAGUCAGUCAUUUUGUGACAGUAAAAUAACAAGAAACACAAACUUUAAUUUAGAUCUAAAUAAUGGUAUAAUGUUUUGUUGCACAUGUAUAAUUUUGGUCAACAGUGAAGCUUGAAGUAAAUAGUUUAUUGAUGGAAACAUUUUAUUUAAUAUUAAAUAUAUAUAUAUAUAUAUAUAAUUUAAAAAUGUAUAAAAAAAUUUUUUUAUCAAUUUAAUUUAAAUUUCAUCAAAAUGACCAUGCACCAUGUUAAAUUUGAAGGGCUAUUUUUGAUUAUUAAUGUCAAAUCUUCUCCCUCAAAUGAAUUGGCUUUUAUUUACAGUGCUGUAAAAAACUGGUUUACACCUCACCGAUGAAGACACUGGAUUUUACACGAUAUAUUAGAGCUCGCUGUACGAUACAUUAAGCAGAAGCUGAAUUGUGCUCGAGCAGGAAGAACAUUGUAAUGUGAAACGCUAUCCACACGCUUACCUCCACGGGCAGCACAAUGUAGCAAGAGCACAUUUCACACAUCAUUCGGAUGUUCACACACGAUCAGUUGUGCUGAAAGGAGCGUUCACGAGCGGAUUUGUGACAUUACAAACAAUAUGAAUCAUCCUUAUUUCAACUAGUCGCCAAACGAGUCAUUCUUCCAGCAGCUAACACUUCAUCUGUGAGACUGAUAGAGGCACACGAUGUAUAAUAUACAUCACAGUGUGGAAAGUGAUCGAGUUGCUUAUACAUUUGAUGUGCUCAUUCUCGAAACUCAAAUAUGUAGUCAAAAACACACUUAGAGAACAUUUGUAGAAGUAUGUUCAGCUUCAUGUCGCUGUUAAUGACCGAUUUCUUAAGGCUAUUCACGAUGACCGUGUGUAAAUGACAGCAGUGAUGCCCCGGGCCUUUACACACACCACAUGCUAAACGCAAUAUACAAGACAACGUAUAACUAAUAAUUACACUGGCUCGGGAACAUAAAGACAGUGUGAUGUGAAACGUGCUAUAUGCAAAUACGAUUUGUUCUUUGGCUAAAUAAUCAUGAAAAUAUCAAUUUAUUGUUUUUUAAUUGGAGGCAUGAUUAUUUAUUUUUUUUAGCAUUCAUUUAUUCUUUUAUUUUGAUUAAUGCCACAUUGGAAAUGUUGAUCUCUGAGUGACGAUGGACAUGGCGAUCAUAUGUAACUUGUACGCAAAACUGUGGGUAAAAUUUUAUUUUUGCACAAGUUGGUAUGGCCUUAAUUUUUGGGAAGUUUAUUUGCUUCUAUUUAUUGUGUAUUGGCACAAAGUGCAUCUCUUCAUUUGCUUCUUGUCAUAAUCCGAGCGCACUUCCAAGCAGUGAAAAGAACAGCAAAUUCUUAUUUUUAUGUUCCAAUACUAAAACAUGGAAUUUUGCAUGAAUCAAAUUUAAAUGGCAGAUAUUUUUUGGCUUGUACAGAAAUGUGAGCAAUUUGAAGAAAAAAAAGGAAUGUACCAUUUCUGCUAUAUCUGUAUAUAACACGAUAUUUAUUGAAAUAUGUCAUAAUGCUAAAUCGAAUUCUACUAUUAAAGGUUUUCUGAACUAAAA